Messenger RNA from Arabidopsis arenosa, 2514 nucleotides. NCBI's taxonomy places the organism in Eukaryota, Viridiplantae, Streptophyta, Magnoliopsida, Brassicales, Brassicaceae. The record is from the annotation of a GenBank genome assembly.
CACAAAUUGAAAGAGUGUGAGGGAAGAAAGAGCGCGCGAGAAAUCGAACCCUAACCCUAAUUUUGCGAUUGUUUCUCUUUUCCCGACGAUCUGAUGGUGAGAGAUAAGAUGGUAGAAUCAAACCACCGCAAACACCGCCGGUCGUAUUCGCCGUCCGAAGAAGUCGUUAAAUCUUCGAAGCGGCAAAAACACCAUCAUCACAAGCACCAUCAUGAUCACAAGCAUCGACACAGUCAUCAUCUUGAUGAAGAGAAUGUUUCUAUGUCUUUGGGGGACGGUGGUGAACUUGAGAUGGAGGAAGGGGAGAUUUCGAAGAGGGGAAGCAUUGAUAGAGAUAGCAAUAGAGACCACUACAGAGAUAGGAGGAGUGGAGAUAAAGCUAGGUCUAGUAGUAGAGAGACUGGGAGAGAGAAUGAAAGAGAGAGACGGAAGGUUCAAGAUAGGGAUAGAGGAAGAAGAGAAUUCCAGAGUGAUCCGGAGAAGCAUAAAAGUCUUGAUGAAGUGAGGCACAAACACUCAGUACAUGAUGCAGAAGAUAACGUAGAGAUAAGAAGCUCAGAUUCUAUAAAGGGGCAUAAUCCUAAUGGCGGCAAUUUCAAAGAAACUCGGGGUAACGUUGAAAGGUCUGAAACUGACAAUGCCAGGUAUAGUAGUAGAGAGACUGGGAGGGAGAAUGAAAGAGAGAGACGUAAGGAUCAAGAUAGGGAAGAACUCCAGAGUGAUCAGGAGAAGUAUACAAGUGGUGGUUAUGGAUAUGGGAAAGUGAGGCAUGAUGCAGAAGAUGACUUAGAUUCUGUAAAACGCCAUAAACCUAACGGUUGCAGUUUCAAAGAAACUCAAGGCAACGUUGAAAAGUCAGAAAUUGAUAAUGAUGAUGACGGUGAAGAUGUUGUUUGGGAAGUUGAAGAACAAGAAGCUGUAGACCUAAACAGAAUCGAGGAAAGCAGGAAAAUUACGCAAGCCAUAUUGGAGAAAUAUAAGAAAAAGUUGGAGCAGUCCUCUACUGUGGCAGAUGUUCAAGCUAAAGUUGGGUUGGAUACUGAGGCGGUAGACGGUGAAGUCGCCAAGCUAUCUUCGACAGUUGGGGAACCACCUGCACAGCUUGUGAUUUCAGACUUAGAUAGGACACUAGCUUCCACAGAGGUUGAGGAAGGCAGCCCAAAGAGUGACAUGUUCAGUGAUGAUAUCUUUGGGGAGUCUCCAGCUGCUGGUACUCGGAAAGGGAAUGGCCUUGUUCCUUUUGUAAGGAGUGGACUCCAUGAUAAUUGGGAUGAUGCAGAAGGUUACUACAGUUAUCAGUUUGGUGAACUACUUGAUGAUAGGUAUGAAAUCAUGGCUACUCAUGGAAAAGGUGUCUUCUCUACCGUGGUGCGGGCAAAAGACACAAAACCUGAACUAGCUGAACCUGAGGAAGUGGCUAUAAAAAUUAUUCGGAACAAUGAGACAAUGCACAAGGCUGGCCAGGCUGAGAUUCGGAUAUUGAAUAAGCUAGCUGGCUCUGACCCAGAGAAUAAGCGCCACUGUGUUCGUCUUCUUUCAACUUUCAAAUAUAGGAACCACCUUUGCUUGGUGUUUGAGUCUCUUCAUCUAAAUCUCCGUGAAGUUGUGAAGAAGAUUGGUGUCAACAUUGGUCUAAAACUAUCUGAUGUUAGAGUGUAUGCUGAGCAGUUAUUCAUAUCCAUUAAACAUCUCAAGAACUGUGGGGUUCUUCACUGCGAUAUAAAGCCUGACAACAUACUAGUGAAUGAGGGAAGAAACAUGUUAAAGCUUUGUGAUUUUGGUAGUGCAAUGUUUGCUGGUGAAAACCAAGUUACACCAUAUCUUGUUAGUCGCUUCUACAGAGCUCCAGAAAUCAUUCUUGGACUAUCCUACGACCAUCCGUUAGAUAUCUGGUCUGUUGGUUGUUGUCUGUAUGAGCUUUAUAGCGGGAAAAUUAUGUUCCCUGGCUCCACAAACAAUGAUAUGUUACGCCUUCAUAUGGAACUGAAAGGUCCCUUCCCUAAAAAGAUGCUUCGCAAGGGAGCAUUUAUCGAUCAGCACUUCGAUAAGGACUUAUGCUUCUAUGCUACAGAGGAGGAUAGUGUUACUGGAAAGACCAUAAGGAGAAUAAUGGUAAACAUAAAGCCAAAAGAUUUAGGUUCAGUAAUUAGACGACGUUAUGAGGAUGAAGAUCCCAAGGUGUUGGUUCAUUUUAGGAAUCUUCUGGAUAAAAUUUUCACACUUGAUCCUCAAAAGAGACUUACAGUGUCACAGGCAUUAGCUCACCCAUUCAUCACGGGCAAGUGAAUCUCAUAAUGUUGUUGCCCUGGAUACAUGUUACAUUGUAUAUAUUACACAAUUAUUUUUUUUUGAUUAAGAUUCUAAAGAGUGUUAUAAUGAUGAUGUUGUUCUCAGAUUCAUGAUUCAGUUUUGACAGUUGGAAAAAAAUGUGACGAUUUAAUUUAAGCUAAGGGUGUGUGGAUCAAAAUUGCAUACUUUAUUGAAUUUAGUGGUUAAGAAAAUCAAUGUUUGUAU